This is a messenger RNA of Arabidopsis lyrata subsp. lyrata, 972 nucleotides long. Its product is annotated as putative pre-16S rRNA nuclease. Gene Ontology annotation, biological process: rRNA 5'-end processing. The transcript is spliced from 5 exons. The coding region runs from base 86 to 802 and encodes 238 amino acids. The record is from RefSeq and is a predicted model, not a curated record. Lineage: Eukaryota; Viridiplantae; Streptophyta; Magnoliopsida; Brassicales; Brassicaceae.
GGUUUGGGGAAACAGAGCCUUAUUUUUUGGGCUCAUCGUCAAGUGUUGGCGAUGGUACUGUUCGGCUUCUCCUUGCCCUAAAGCAAUGUGUUCUCUUCACUCUCUUUCUUCCGUAGCAAUUUCAUUCAGAACCCAAAAGUACGUAAAUACCCCUCUCGUUCCUCGCUUAUCUUCUAUAGGAUCUCGUAAUAAUCCUCUACCGUUGAGGGCAGCGACGUCAAUUGAUGAAAUCCCUCCUAAUGCCGUUCGCCGGAAAAUAGACCGGGAUUGGAGAGGUGGGUUCAGUCUCGGCGUAGAUUUAGGUUUAUCUCGAACCGGAGUCGCUAUUAGUAAAGGCUACACCGUUAAACCUCUCACGGUUUUGAAAUCGAGAGGACAAAAGCUCGAGACCAGGCUAUUAGAAAUUGCUGAAGAAGAGGAGGUUGAUGAAUUCAUAAUUGGGUUGCCGAGAUCUUCUGACGGGAAAGAGACGAUUCAAUCGAACAAAAUCCGAUCUGUUGCUGGACGUCUCGCUGUUCAAGCCGCCGAGAGGGGUUGGAGGGUUUAUGUAUUUGAUGAACAUGGAACAACAUCAGAAGCUUCAGACAGAAUGAUUGUAAUGGGACUUAGUAAGAGUGAAAGACAGAACAGAUCAGAUGCUUACGCUGCUGUGAUAUUGUUGGAGAGGUAUUUCUCUACACAAGGUUUAGGAGUUGAGAUUAUACUUCCCAAGAGUUUAGAGCUUCAAGCGAAGAUCAAGAACGGUGCACCUGUUGACCCCGACUUUAAUCCGGAAAACCUCGAAGAGUAUUACACAUUCUAAAGUAGUUUUGCUUUGUGGAAUUCUUGCAAUUUUAAUGGUUUCGAUUCGUUUCACGCAUACAUCAGUAUAUAAACACAGCAAUAAGUUUCUGUUCAAGACCUUGUUAGUUGUUACAGCACAUGAUUGACGAUUUUGUGGAAAGCCAAACUAAAGAUCUGAUUUUUUGUUUC